Stomoxys calcitrans (stable fly) is the source of this 1909-nucleotide messenger RNA. RefSeq lists its product as uncharacterized. Lineage: Eukaryota; Metazoa; Arthropoda; Insecta; Diptera; Muscidae. The record is from RefSeq and is a predicted model, not a curated record. Bases 502 to 1866 code for a protein of 454 amino acids. The transcript has 2 exons.
AUGUCCACAUUCUAUGGUGGUGGGCACCACAAAUUGUUGUUGUUGUUGUAGUAACAGUGUGUGGUACACUGAGGCGGCAGCCCUUGCCGAUGAAGGAAUUCAUCGGGUCAAUCCGGUACAUACAACCGGCUGCCAUGGGAUUGAUUUGUUGAAUUGUGUUGAAUACUGGCGUUUUAGAAAGAUGUGUGGUUACGGGCAACGCAACUUUAGAAUAGUUUUCAUAUGCUAUUCUGUAGCAUAGUGUUUCAUGGAAAACUUAUCUACAGCGAUAAGCCUGUGCAUUGGAUAGUAUUUUAAUGUUGAUGUAUAUAAGUACAGAAAAAUUAUUUGUUUUUUGGCAGUCGGACAGCGAAGGGCGUGCGUGACGCUUGCACAAAAAUGGGACGAAAUUUGGCACACUAUGGCCGACUAUUUUCAGCUGGAUUUGCAUGAGAGUUAAAGACGUUACAUCUUGGGUUCUUACAGGAACUAGGCGUACUUUUAGCAGCGGUGUUAAUUUGCAUGGUAAUGGAAACACCGGUAGGAGCUGAAGACAAUAAGCAAAUAAUCGUGAACGGUCGAAACGAAACAAUUGAGACGAAAAUCCCCAGCAGUUCAAUUGUGAUUCACACUCAAAUUCAAAACUACGAAAAUCCCUCGUUCAAAGAGUACGAGGAAUGCCAAAAAAAUGCCGCGAAAUGUGCUAAAGUGUGUGCAGGUACUAAAAACAAGGUGGAUUGCCUGAAACAGUGUCCAAAGUGUCCAGUUCUAAUGGUGGAAGAUCUGGUGGUACAGGGUCUCAAUGAUACCAAAGUAAGGCCUGCGAAACCUCUUAAUACGACUAACGUGAUACGAUUGACAAACCAAAUCCACAACAUUAUCGAUAUGAAUCAAGGGAAUAUCACAGUCAGCAACAACAACACCAUCCAUAGUAGUGUCUCGAGGACAGGGGGGCCGUACGGCUUGGGCUUCAAUAACACAGAUCCGUGCUGCAUAGUUUUGAGCCAGAAGAAAAUUUGCGAUUCACAACAGUUCUCUACGUCGGCUCGUUGUCACCAUAAGCGGCACAGGGUUUGCGGCCAACAGUGUAAGAGUCGUGUUAUGGUAGCCAAAAAAGUCAAUAUAUGCGACGAUUUGGAUGAGUCUAAUUGGUCGGAUGAAGUACAGUGCCGACAAACCGUGAAGUAUGUGCCGCAUGUGUCACAUGUGCCACAUGUGUCACAUGUGCCCCAUGUGCCAAAUGUGCCAUAUAUACCACGUGUGCCAAAUGUGCCAUAUAUGCCACAUGUGCCAAAUGUGCCAUUUGUGCCAUAUAGCUAUCCAAGCAGAGCUGUACACCGAUGCGGUCCGAGUCAAGUGUGGCCCUUUGUAAGAUGCAACAAUCAGGGCCAAAGUUUUGGACAUUGCAGUAAUUGUCUUAGACUACCUUUUGUAUUCUUAUUGCGCAAUGGGAUUCCCAACGGCUGCAUUUCCUGUUUUAGCGACUACAGCCCGCCACAUUUUGACGGCGGCUACAUGUUUAAUUACCAGCCACAGUAUGGCGGACGUCCUCCGCUAGACGUAUAUUCCGAUCCACCCAUCAUCGAUGACAACUUAGAUGUUGAUGAAUCAGGCGGAUGGAGUGAGGUAUCCAGAAAAAUCCUUCUACCAGAUGGUACUAUUAAUAGUAUUCCCUCUGGUUCCGACGGCUGGCUCGAACCAGAGGGCACUAUGCAUUUAGACGGUAGUGGGGAGAACAUCGACCUCAGCCCAAAUUAUAGCUUGGCGGAUGUGGAAGAUGACUUUAACGGCUAUGGUGACCCCGAAGAUUUUUCUCGCUCCAUGGUUCGCAGACGCCGAAAAGCUUUUACACGAUCCAAAUACAGUCGCAGAUAUCAGCAUCAAUAAGCGCCAGCAAAAGCAAGCAAACAAAGAAGGAGGAUAACUCAUU